This is a messenger RNA of Penicillium waksmanii, 396 nucleotides long. RefSeq lists its product as uncharacterized. The record is from RefSeq and is a predicted model, not a curated record. The transcript has a single exon. NCBI's taxonomy places the organism in Eukaryota, Fungi, Ascomycota, Eurotiomycetes, Eurotiales, Aspergillaceae. The coding region runs from base 1 to 396 and encodes 131 amino acids.
AUGAUUUAUCUGCGCUCAAGUCUUGGUGGUUGGGCCCAGAAAAUAGUUAUGGAGUGUGUAUUGGUCAAGCCGAUUUCGAGAACCUCUGUAACCUCGUGGGCACCCAGUGAGCUCGCACUGGGCAGCAGUCCUAGCCAGGCUGCUGGGACAAUGGAUUCAUACCUUCUCGUGGUGUCCGGUGUUAAUUCUCGUGGAGGAGACCAAAUUGAAUCCGCCGUGGUUGUGCGGUUCGGCCCGGUGCGGGAAGCGGCCGCACAAUCACACCAAAAUCAGGGGACAACGGGAUACGAAAACCAUCCGACUUCUUUUUACCCGACUCGCACUCGGGCCCCGAAGCUGGUCUUGCAUUACCAGUGGAAGUGGUGGCGCCCUAGAAAGAAGACAGGACACCCCUGA